This is a messenger RNA of Scedosporium apiospermum, 381 nucleotides long. RefSeq lists its product as uncharacterized. Gene Ontology annotation, molecular function: iron ion binding; heme binding; oxidoreductase activity, acting on paired donors, with incorporation or reduction of molecular oxygen. The transcript has 2 exons. NCBI's taxonomy places the organism in Eukaryota, Fungi, Ascomycota, Sordariomycetes, Microascales, Microascaceae. Bases 1 to 381 code for a protein of 126 amino acids. The record is from RefSeq and is a predicted model, not a curated record.
AUGCAGGACAUGAUCCUCCACGACGGCGAGAUGAUCCCUGCAGGAACCCACAUUGUGUGCCCCUCGGCGGAGGUCAUGAGAGACCCGGAGUUCUAUUCCAACCCGGAUACUUUCGACCGUUAUCGCUACUUUAAUCUGCGAUCGCGAUCCGAAGAAAGAAACCUGCAUCAUUUCGUGUCCGUGAGCAUCGACAAUAUGAACUGGGGAUAUGGUCCUCAUGCCUGUCCCGGGCGGUUCUUCGCCAACACGCAACUCAGGGUGAUCGUCACACAUGUCUUGCAACAGUAUAACUUGAAAAUGCCCGAGGGAAAGGGCAGACUGGGGACUGUCAUCAUGCCGAGUGGCCUUGGACCAGAACCGAUCGCCGCCAAACCACGCUAA